UGCACCAAAAUGUUGGAGACAUAACUGGAAAUGAAAAGAAUCUGGAAGGACGAAGACGCCUUCAGGAAAAAUUAGAUGAAAUGGCAGUUACUGCAGCCCAGCAAGGGUUCUGUGAUGUUACCUGCUUUAGUGAUGUUAUCCAAUUUGAUGUGAAUACCCACAUUCAUUACUUUCCUCACCUCUGGGAAGGAAAUCCACCGAUGGCACCUCCAAAACCCAGUUACAGUCAAAGAGUGCGGGAACUAAAGAGGGAGAUUCUCAUGGCUGCCAAAGAAAAAUCUGAACAUAGUUUUCUAAAACUGUCAGAAUUAAAAACAUGACCUCAGGACCUGGGGGAGGCUUUGUUAAAUGAGAAUUUUGUAUUCAGCUUUAAAAAUACACAAGAGAUUAUUGUAUACAGCAGACUGGAAAACAACUAUAACAAAUGGACCUGGGAACUGAUUCAAUGGAAAAAAAAUAUUAAAACAAAAAUGAACUUUUUCAGACUAGAACUGAUUGACAAAAUUUGUCAAAAGGGUCAAGAACCUAUCAAUCUAAAGAAUUGUCAAAGUAGUUUUGAACAAAGGAAAUCAACUUAUAAAGAUGAGUUGCUUAGAAAAAGCAAGGAGUUGGCCCGACAUUUCAGAGAUAAGGAAUUGAGUGAAAGUGAGCUUAGCGAUCGCUUUAUCAGAAUGUGGAAUGAAUGGGUGAUUGAGGUGUCCUCUGCUGCCCCUCGUGUUGAGGAGCCCAAUUUUAAUGCUGAUCUGGAGAUUUUCCUUUACAAUCAUUUUAGAUCAGAACACAAUAUAAGAAACAGGAUUAUAACAUCCUCUGAAUGGACUCAUUUUCCUCUGAACCCUUCUGAGCACAUCUCAAUGAAGAGGCAAUGGUAUAUACUGAAGAUGAAAACUACUAAAGAAUGUGAUGUUGAGAAUUUAAAGACAAUGGCAGCACACCUAGAGCAUCAUGUCUAUGAAUACAUUGAGAACAAAGCGAGCGAGAUAAUGAAUUACACUUCCAGUUACUUUCAUGAAAUAGUGGAGUUAAUAAGCAAAGAGUUGGAAUCGGAUUCAGAGGAUGACAAUUUUACAUUAACACGCUCAUACAAAGUGGAUGUCUCUCUAUGUUUAUGCCAAAUGGCCACAAGAAAGUUUAGCGAGACAUUCAAAGCAUUCCAGAAAUCAGAUGAUCCAGUCCAGUAUCUUGAAAGUAAGAGAGAGGGAUUCUUUACCUCUUUUAAAAUCGCCUGCCAAGGGGCAACAUCCAUCACAACUUUUGCUGAUAUUUUAUGCAGCAAUCUUAAAUCUGCUAUCUGCCAUGCAGUCUAUGACAAGACUGCCAUUGACAUAGCAAGUGAGAUGAGGUCAGACUAUCCAGCCUUCAAUGGCAAUAGAAGCAAACUGGAACCGUUCAUGCUGGGCUGUCUUUUAAAGCAGGAAGAUUUUGAAAAAUAUCAACAUGCCUCGUAG
This is a messenger RNA of Chrysemys picta bellii (western painted turtle), 1448 nucleotides long. Lineage: Eukaryota; Metazoa; Chordata; Testudines; Emydidae. The record is from RefSeq and is a predicted model, not a curated record.